This is a messenger RNA of Drosophila gunungcola (fruit fly), 1362 nucleotides long. Its product is annotated as opsin Rh6. Gene Ontology annotation, biological process: G protein-coupled receptor signaling pathway; phototransduction; visual perception. The coding region runs from base 162 to 1271 and encodes 369 amino acids. The transcript is spliced from 4 exons. The record is from RefSeq and is a predicted model, not a curated record. Gene Ontology annotation, molecular function: G protein-coupled receptor activity. NCBI's taxonomy places the organism in Eukaryota, Metazoa, Arthropoda, Insecta, Diptera, Drosophilidae. Gene Ontology annotation, cellular component: membrane.
GGAUCCGCCGCAGCCAUUGCCGCCGAGUCCGCGUCCCGAGAGUCAGUCGUCCUGCUAUGGACAGCGAGUAGCUCCGCAGCAGAGUAGCCAUCACCGAAGUUCCACCGCAGCAGCUUGUACUUACUAUACCACACCAUACUAUAGUAAACUAUACUCCCGAAAUGGCCAGCCUGAGUCCGCCCAGCUACGGCUUCAUGCGCGAUGGCAGCAACCUCAGCCUGGCGGAGAGCGUGCCCGCCGAGAUCAUGCACAUGGUGGACCCCUACUGGUACCAGUGGCCACCCCUCGAGCCCAUGUGGUUCGGCAUCAUUGGCUUCGUGAUCAGCAUUCUGGGCAUUAUGUCGCUGGCGGGCAACUUCGUCGUGAUGUACAUCUUCACCUCGUCGAAGGGGCUGCGCACCCCGUCCAACAUGUUCGUGGUCAACCUGGCCUUCUCCGACUUCAUGAUGAUGUUCACCAUGUUCCCGCCCGUGGUGCUGAACGGCUUCUACGGCACCUGGAUCAUGGGUCCCUUCCUCUGCGAGCUGUACGGCCUGUUCGGCUCGCUCUUCGGCUGCGUGUCCAUCUGGUCGAUGACGCUGAUUGCCUACGAUCGCUACUGUGUGAUUGUGAAGGGCAUGGCCAGGAAGCCCCUGACGGCCACUGCGGCGGCGCUCCGACUUGUGGUCGUGUGGACCAUCUGCGGAGCCUGGGCUCUGAUGCCCAUGUUCGGCUGGAACCGCUACGUUCCCGAGGGCAAUAUGACCGCCUGUGGCACUGACUACUUUGCCAAGGAUUGGUUCAACCGCUCCUACAUCAUCGUCUACUCGCUGUGGGUCUACCUCACGCCCCUGACGACCAUUAUCUUCUCCUACUGGCACAUCAUGAAGGCCGUGGCUGCCCAUGAGAAGGCCAUGCGGGAGCAGGCCAAGAAGAUGAACGUGGCCUCGUUGCGCAACAGCGAGGCCGACAAGAGCAAGGCCAUCGAGAUCAAGCUGGCCAAGGUGGCCCUGACCACCAUUUCGCUGUGGUUCUUCGCCUGGACGCCCUACACCAUCAUCAACUACGCGGGCAUCUUCGAGUCCAUGCACCUGAGUCCGCUGAGCACCAUCUGUGGCUCCGUGUUCGCCAAGGCCAAUGCGGUGUGCAACCCCAUUGUCUACGGCUUGAGCCACCCCAAGUACAAGCAGGUGCUGCGGGAGAAGAUGCCCUGCUUGGCCUGCGGAAAGGACGACCUCGCCGCGGACUCGAGGACACAGGCCACCGCGGAGAUCAGCGAAUCGCAGGCCUAGGCGCAUCGGAGACGACGACUGCAGACGUAGGGAACUGACAGCUCUAGAUCUACAAAGACUCAACCAUAUCGCAAAGACACCUCAAGGAAAA